UGUCACUUAAAGAAAUGGACAGCACACUAAGCCAGUAAAAUUAUCAGAUUCUGAGUUAAUAUUUAAACUGUGCUGUUUGUGUCAACUUGGCUGAAUCGGUGCAUGUUAUCGGAAUGAUAACAAAUUCCUUCUGAUUAACGCAUGAGUGCUUGAUUCUUGAUCAGUGCAUGCGGCGGUGAGUAAUAUGUAUCGUCUGUGGUUGAAUAGUGGAUUUUCUGUGCACGCCGAUAGACAGUAAUGCACAAUGCCAAUAUCCAACUAGGAGAAAUGGGAGCAAGCUUGAGUACACAUGGAGCAAUCACGUUACGAUUAAAGAAGAGAGACAUAACAACUCAAGCUGCCCCUGGAAAAGGCUCUGAAAUCAGCGAUGAAGAAGUCUCUGGGGAGGGUAGCGGAGUUAAAAGUUCUUCUGGCCAUGGAAAACAUAACUCGCCGUCCAAACAUCGUCGAAUCGUGCUGAACGUGUCAGGAUUCCGAUACAUGACUUACGCCAAAACAUUGGAAAGGUUUCCUACCACCCUUCUGGGAAAUAUAGAGAAAAGGAAACAAUAUUACGACGAAGAACGCGAUGAAUACUUCUUUGAUCGGAACAUUCAAGUGUUCGAAUUAAUUUUGUACUUCUAUCAGUCUAAUGGCCGAUUGGUCUGCCCUCCAGAGUUGGCUCCGGAGAUUUUAUUGGAAGAGGUAGAGUUUUUCGAACUUGGAGAGCAAGCUGUUAAUGCGGUUAAGGAUAUUCUGAACGAAGAUGAACCACCAGAGAAAGCAAUAAUAAUGCCAGAGAACAGAGCGCAAAAGAUAAUAUGGCGACUGUUCGAGUAUCCCGAUUCCAGCAAAGCGGCUCGUGUGUUAGCGCUGUUGUCUGUUUCAGUAAUCGUGGCAUCGAUAGUGGUAUUGUGUAUAGAAACACUUCCCGAGUUCAUCGUUCUGUCAACUGAAGGGGUUGACGCAAAUGAUACGGCAAAGUUACAAGAAAUUAGGGAACACAACAAGUUGGCGACAUCGGUAAAGAACGUGUUUGGGCAGCUUGAAAUUGCAUUCAUUAGCUGGUUUACAUUUGAGUAUUUAGUACGAUUAAUGGCUAGUCCACAUAAAUGGAUGUUCGUACGUUCCUUUCUAAAUGUGAUCGAUUUACUCGCUAUACUGCCGUUUUACGUGGAACUGGGACUUAAAAACAGCAGCGAGCAGACAUUUUCACUCGCCUUUCUCCGAAUUUUAAGACUUGUUCGAGUGUUCCGUAUAUUUAAGCUUUCGCGUCAUUCUAGCGGACUCCAAAUUCUCGGACUAACGUUGCGGAAGAGUCUGCGAGAGCUUGGACUCCUGAUAUUUUUCUUAGUAAUCGGUGUGGUAAUAUUCUCAAGUAUGAUUUACUAUGCAGAGAGUGGUGAUGAAGAAACAUUCUUCCGAAGUAUCCCGGAUGCCUUCUGGUGGGCUCUUGUUACCAUGACAACUGUAGGUUAUGGAGAUAUGUAUCCUAAGUCAGUGUGGGGAAAGCUUGUUGGAUCUGGUUGUGCACUCUGCGGUGUGCUUGCGAUUGCUCUACCUGUGCCAGUAAUUGUCUCGAAUUUCGACGCCAUUUAUAAAAAGUACCGCAAUCGGAAGUUGAAGCAGCAAGGUUUGCAAGAUGUAGACGACGACAGCAAAUCCAGAAAAUUGAGUGUAAUGUUCGGUUCUCGGAAGACGUCGGAAGCUGUCAUGAACAACUCGGAUAUUCGAGACUCGCGUGGAAUCGAGCUCCAGACUCUAAACGAGAUCGACUAUUUGGAAAACGAAAUGAAUGAUGACAAACGGAACGGAAAUGUCGUGCAGCGAGAAGAAGAAAAAGAGGAAGGCUCAGAACAUUCUUGGCAGCCAGGCUUGACAAAUGGAAAGAAGAAAAAAUCUCACGAUAAAGACCUUGAUCGAGAUCCCGAAAACCCCUCGGAGUUUCUUUCACUGCUCGAAGAGGAAGAAUCGUCGUUCUCAAAGCUUGAUCAGACCAAUGUUUGAAAGACUUAAAAAUUUCCAAGCUGGCAUAUCAAGCAUGAUCCAGCGUCGUGUAAGUGUCAUGAAGAGGACCCAUCCCAGGCAGUUUCAUGUUUGUUUUCCUCAACUAGCUUAAGAGGCCGACUCAUCACCGGUCACCACUGCUAGUGCUGACUAGACGACCAGAAGGUCAAAAGGACUAAUUUUGGAAAAUUUCACUUCAUCAUGUCUCAUAUCCCCAAUUUUCACUGACAUUUUGCUGAUUAAUGAAUCUCUGCUCAAUAGGAAUACCUCUCAAAUUUGACUUCCGCGGGCAAAACAGAAAAAAAAACUAACACAUCAACAGACUGCGAGAAAGGCGACAUUUAAUAGUUACCUCUCCGGAUAAUUGGAACAAAAUUGAAAUUUCUCAUUUGUAAUAUGAUGAGAUGAAAGCGAUGACAAACAAGAUAAACAAAACUAAUGAACACUUUCACUGAAACUGAAUCAAGCUUGUCAUCGAAAAUUAGCUAUUAUCAGAAGAUCUAAAAGUGUCAAGGUCAAAUUUUGUACAAAAAUAGUUGUUUUGAAACGAUUCCUUUUUUGUAAUUGAGAAAUGAGAAAUGAUUAUUUUUUCUAUUUAUAACAUCGGCAUUUUGUAAAUUUCGGCUUGAGGAUUCCAAUUAGUAUACAAAUGUUGUAUAAAUUUUGCUUGGCAUGUGGCGUAUUGCUCUUUGGAGAAUCUAGAUGUUUUUCUGUCGAACAAAGGCAUUUAUUCAACCUUAGAGAUAUAUUUUGGAUUUUUGUGCACUGUUAUUUCAAGUGCGACUGAAAUGCCCUGAGAGAAGAUCUCAAGACACUUCAAACGACUUGCGAGUGGUCAUAUUGAUUGUACAAGUAAUUUAUGAAAUAUUUUUGUAGCACGGAAACUGAAGGACACUAUUUUCAAGCAUGGAAGUUGCAAGUUUUUUAAUUAAACUGCGGUGUUGACGUA
Messenger RNA from Pocillopora verrucosa, 2935 nucleotides. Its product is annotated as shaker-related potassium channel tsha2. The record is from RefSeq and is a predicted model, not a curated record. Lineage: Eukaryota; Metazoa; Cnidaria; Anthozoa; Scleractinia; Pocilloporidae. Gene Ontology annotation, biological process: potassium ion transmembrane transport; protein homooligomerization. Gene Ontology annotation, cellular component: voltage-gated potassium channel complex; membrane. Gene Ontology annotation, molecular function: delayed rectifier potassium channel activity; protein binding.